Messenger RNA from Orbicella faveolata, 411 nucleotides. Its product is annotated as protein krueppel-like. The record is from RefSeq and is a predicted model, not a curated record. NCBI's taxonomy places the organism in Eukaryota, Metazoa, Cnidaria, Anthozoa, Scleractinia, Merulinidae.
AUGGCUCAACACAAAAUCAGGCAGACCAAUGAAAAACCAUGCAGUUGUGAUCAGUGCUCGAAACAGUUUACCCAAUUAAGCCGCUUCCAGAUCCACAAGCGUUCUCACACUGGGGAGAAACCCUAUGCAUGCCAACAGUGCGAGAAAGCAUUUGUUGAUAGCUACAACCUGAAGAAGCAUACUAGGACACACAAAGGAGAGAAGCCUUACAAAUGUAACUUUUGCAGUAAGAGCUUUGCUCAAGGAUGUCAGCGGCAGUUCCAUGAGAGGAAACACACUGCUAAGAAUCCUUACGAGUGCUCGCAGUGUGGAAAGAAGUUCACUCUUAGACAGGAACUGAACAAUUGCAAGGACUUGCAUUGCAGACUCAGAAGAAAGGAAAACAGCCGGUUAAGAAGAAAAGGAAGGUAG